AUGCCAUCAGUCAAGAACCCCAACGGGCCCUCGCAGAACCGGCUGAAAGCCCGGGCCUCCAAGGCGCGCAAGCAGACGUCCAAGGCCGCCUCCGGGCGGAACAAGUCGCGCGCUCUCAAGGCGGACGAGAAGCGCGGCGCGAGGGAGGGCCUCCUGCCCACGAGCGGGCCGAGGAGGGCGCUGGGCAAGAAGCAGCAGCAGAAGCUGGAGCGGAGGAUCGCAAACGAGCUGAAGAGGAGGGAGGCUGAGGAGGGGGCGACUGCUGCGGGCGAGGAGGAGGAGGAGGAAAUGAAAGAUGUCGCCGAGGAUGAUGAGAAGGACGACGCCCGGGCUAUUGAGGAGCAGAUGGCAAUGGAGAGCGAGAACAUUGCUUGA
Microdochium trichocladiopsis is the source of this 375-nucleotide messenger RNA. RefSeq lists its product as uncharacterized. NCBI's taxonomy places the organism in Eukaryota, Fungi, Ascomycota, Sordariomycetes, Xylariales, Microdochiaceae. The transcript is spliced from 2 exons. The record is from RefSeq and is a predicted model, not a curated record. The coding region runs from base 1 to 375 and encodes 124 amino acids.